Biomphalaria glabrata is the source of this 15248-nucleotide messenger RNA. Its product is annotated as teneurin-m-like. Lineage: Eukaryota; Metazoa; Mollusca; Gastropoda; Planorbidae. The record is from RefSeq and is a predicted model, not a curated record. Bases 764 to 9166 code for a protein of 2800 amino acids. The transcript has 31 exons. Gene Ontology annotation, biological process: motor neuron axon guidance.
CCCCCUAUGCCAGGCCUAGUCGCGGUCGCGUAUUGAUUGUGUUGGCAUCGCUUGGUCUAAGUGCUAGCUAGGGGUGCGUGCUGUGAGAGUGAGUUCCAUUACUGCAAUUGCUGGAUUUUGUUAUCGUUUUUUUUCUCUCUCUCCCCCAUUUCGAAGAAGCCUAGUGAUGAGGGAUAUUCUGAUCUAUCUUGUUUGGUCAGCAUCGAUCUAGUGCUCUUUCUCUCCCUCUCUCAUUUAUUUUUCUCUACAUUUGUCUUCGGCAUUGUCUAUUCUAUUUAAAACCAGACUUGCUGAAAAAAAAAUUUUCGUUUCGUUCUCAAGUGCCAAAAGUCAGUUAGGAUUACACUAAUUACAGGAUUAUACAUGCGCGGGAAAGUGUAUUCGGGAUGUGUUGCAUCGUAGACUACGUCAUCUUUACCCGUGUUUCAUAUUUAGGUUCCUGGAGAUGACGUUAUGAUUUUUUCUUCUCUUGUCAUUACCUGCACCAAACCACGUGACUUAGUCGGGAUAUUUAUAUCUCAUUGCGUGAUGGCGUGUUUACCAAUACCAGCUGUAUUGUGAUUGGUUUUAUUUUAGUCCCUUUUUUCAGUCUAUUAACUAUUGUAAAACCAAGUGUAGUCAAGUGAGACGGGUUAGAAAGAAAAGCUUUUAGAGAUUCUUGGUUGUAGUACAGCCUCGCUGAUUGCAAUUGGCUGUUCUGCAUCAUAAAAAUAAAUGAGUAGUUCCCAGGCAUUAAGCUACAAUGACGUCCUAGUUUUGUGGGAUGGAUAUGCCAGGUGCUGCUUCUUUUACCAGUGGCAGCACAUCAGGAAGCAUUAGAUCAGUGCGACCCGUGGCCCCUGUACAGCGGCCCUCUUCUAAAAGGGCCCGCACAAAGAACAGAGGAAGCCAGACGUGCAGCUCUGACGAUGAUGAAGAACUUCAUUCUGAUGACAACCUUCGACCUUACGAGGAGGUUAAAAUCGCACACCAUGACAAAAAGUUAACAGGCCUAGGGCUUACUCCUGAUGAGCAUGCCGUCUCUUCCAUAAUGCCUAAUACUUCAAACUCUUCUAAUCUGAAUCCGCGGACAGUUUGUCGAAAGUACAGCUAUGAUUCAGAUGGAGAAUCAGAAGCUAAGGCCCCACUUCAGGGUAAAGCAUCCCUAUACCAGCACCACAGGCCGGGCCCCCAGGGCCCGCACCCUGCACAUGAACAUGUCGUGUAUGACCCACCUUGGGACCAUAUCAACCUGGAUCAGGUGAGGUCAGCUCACAGAUCAGCCCAGAGAUCAGCUCAGGCAUCAGAAAGUGAUGAAGACAAUAGACAUGCUCUUCAGCGUUAUAGUCAGACAGGUACACUUCCUAUGCCUCCGCCUACAUUUCCACCCCCACCGCCACCUCCUAUUGAGGACAUUCCACAGAGAAGCCCAGCCCCGGUGCGGCAGCGCUCUUUUGGUCCCUCCGUGAGAGGGAACUAUUCAGACAUAGACUUCCGUCGCCAGCCAACAUUUUCAGAUGGAGAGCAAGACAAAACCAUGGAGAAUCCUUACAUGGUGCAAAAUGCAAUAGGUUCAGCCUACAGUAUGGAUGGUCAAGCACUGUAUCAGCAUCACCAUCCACCGAUGCAGAGAUCUGGGUCAGUUCCAUCAGGCCACAGCCAUGGCUUGGAUGUGAGUGAUCACUAUAUCAGUAGCGGACAUUCUGACACAUAUCCCUAUCAUUGUCCAAAUGUUGGAGAAACAUCUGUUAUAACACACAGUAAUGAAAGGCAAAUAAUGGCUUUUCCCCAGUUUGGAGCAGCUCCUAGCAUUCCACCUGGUAAUUAUUCACAGGACUACCGGUAUUACUCCAAAUUUGGGUCAGCCGGUUCACGCAUGCACAAAAAGCUUCAGCAGAGAUGUACAUGGCGCUGCACGGCGUUAGUGCUCCUGAUCCUGUGUGUUGGUCUCUUGGCGUGUACAGUUUAUUUUGCAGCAAACUCAAUGUUCAUGGAGGAGAAAGUGGAGAAGGACUGUAGUUCAAUGUCUCUAGACCACAACAGUCCCAACGACCAGUUAUCUCACCCACACAAUAGAUCUCUUGUACCUUCUUCCAAUAGUAGAUCAGACCUGGCAAGAUAUCAAGGCCUGCAUCCAAGUUAUGCAACCACAGAACCUGCUAUUACAUUACAGCCAGGUAGAGCAGUUAGGAAAUCUGUACCUCCAGGGACAUUUUGGAUCAGCAUGUUAGACCAAAGAGUGUCUGGGAGUGUGAAGAUAAAUCUGACUGUUCCUGGUGAUGCUAUGAUGGGGAUUUAUGGGAGGAGAGGCAUGCCCCCGACUCAUGUACAGUUUGACUUCUUUAAGGUUAUUGAUGGAACUAGAGUGGGGCAUCGAUCAAAGAGGGCUCUGUUAGGAAAUGAUUAUUUUGCUCGAGACACAGCGCUUGUACAGUUCUUGGAUAAAGGUGACUGGUUUAUAGGAGUUUAUAAUGACAGAGAGACAUAUCAGUCAGUCAUAUUGACAGCAGCGCCUCAUGUGAUGGACACCAACUGCCCAGAAAACUGCCACGGCAAUGGAGAAUGUAGAGACAGGCAAUGUCGCUGUUUCCCUGGCUACACUGGCUGGGACUGUUCUCAAGGUGUGUGUCCACUGCUGUGUAGCGGUAAUGGUGUUUACCUGCGUGGUCAGUGUAUGUGCAACCAAGGAUGGAAAGGUGUUGAAUGUGAUCUCAGGGAGUCUGAAUGUGCUGUUCCCAACUGUAACAGUAAUGGUCACUGCAUCAAUGGUCAGUGUGUUUGUUUCCAAGGUUUUCAGGGACCUGACUGUGGCAUAGUGGACUGUAUGGCUCCCAGUUGUUCAGGCAAUGGUGUGUGCCUGCUGGGCACUUGCAGAUGCUAUAGAGGGUUUAAGGGUCGAGACUGUAACGUGGAAGAUAAAAUCAAUGUGACCCAGCUCUGCUUCUCAAAGAGCUGCUCCGGCAGAGGGCUGUAUGACGUGCAGACAGAGCGCUGUGAGUGUGGCCGCCAUUUUGCAGGGCUCAACUGCGAGACAGAAAUUUGUCGCUUGGAAUGUAUACAUGGCAAGUGUGAGAACCAGAGAUGUGUUUGUUCUUCUGGCUGGGCUGGGGCACUCUGUGACCAACUGGAGUGUAACCACAGGUGUGAAAUCCGUGGCUCUUGCAACAAUGGAACCUGCCACUGUGACAAAGGCUGGAAUGGGAAACACUGCACCAUAGAUGGCUGCCCUUCAGACUGCAACAACCAUGGCAACUGCAGGAGGUUUAGAGAAGGAUGGAGGUGUGAAUGCAAGGAUGGUUGGAAGGGUGAGGACUGCGGCUUGGCUAAAGAGACUUCCUGUUCAGACAAGAUGGACAAUGAUCACGAUGGACUUGUUGACUGCUUGGAUCCAGACUGCUGCAAUACAUUAACUUGCACUAAAAGUGCCUAUUGCCAGACAUCUCCAGAUCCUAAAGAGAUACUUCUCAGAAACAAUGCACCAGCACCAACAGCUUCAUUUCUAGACAAAAUGCGCUUUCUAAUUGAGGAGAACAGUGUCCAGAUAGAUGCACCCAGGAAUUCAUUCAAUGAAAGCCAAGUGUCAGUUAUUCGAGGCAGAGUGCAGACUUCAGAUGGAACACCUUUAAUUGGAGUUAGAGUAGGUGUUGUGACGCAGCCUCUUUAUGGUUUUACCAUCACCAGAGAAGAAGGACAGUUUGACAUUCUCGUCAAUGGUGGUGGAUCAGUGACAUUGGAAUUUGUCAGGGAUCCUUUUAUAGCCCAGACGUCGAGUGUUCUGGUGCCCUGGAAUCAGAUCAUCACCAUGGACACCAUAGUGAUGAACAUUGAGAGCAAGGCCCACCUGAAACCUGGGCUCUCCUGCUCCAACUUUGACAACAACCACGACCACUACCUCCUGCGUCCAGUUGUGCUGAGUACCUGGCAGCACACACAACUGGGGGCUUGUCCAGACAGGAGUACAGUCAUCCCAGAGUCACAGGUGCUACAAGAAAGUCUAGAGAUCCCAGGCACAAAUGUCCACUUGGUCUACCACAGUUCCGAGUCCUCGGGCUACAUGUCCCUAAUCAUGAUACAGAUGACUCCCAGUACCAUACCACACACCCUGUCCAUGGUCCACCUCAGAGUCUCAGUUCAGGGGGUGGAGCUGAAAAAAGUGUUUGAAGCUGACCCUAACCUCAAGUACACAUUUGCCUGGGACAGACUCAACGCCUACAAGCAGAAAGUUUAUGGCAUAGUGACAGCAAGAGUCUAUGUUGGUUAUCAGUACUUAAGCUGUGAACAUAUUUACUGGGAAACUCGCAGUGCUACACUGAAUGGAUACGACAUGACGGCAUCACACAUUGGUGGAUGGAAUUUAGACAUACAUCACACUUAUAAUUAUCAAGAAGGUAUACUACACAAGGGAGAUGGCACUAACAUUUAUUUGAAAGAAAAGCCUAAGAAAAUUAUCAACAUACUAGGCAGUGGCCAAAAGAGGAAGCUAAGCUGUGAAUCGUGCAAUGGAAAAGCUAUGGACAACAGCCUUCUUAGUCCAGUGGCCUUAGCUUCUGGCUUAGAUGGAAGUCUCUAUGUUGGCGACUACAAUUUCAUACGAAAACUUUCCCCCCUCAGAGAAGAAAUAGCCAGUAUUUUACAGAUGAGUAAAGCAACACCUUACAAAUUCUACAUGACUGUCAGCCCUGUAGAUGGCAGGCUGUACAUCUCAGACUUCAUGAACCACAAGAUUAUUCGUGUCAGGACUAUGGGACCAGUGCCAGAUCUGUUGGAUAACUAUGAAGUGGUGGCUGGCAAUGGGGAGGAGUGCACCCCUGGGGAGGCUGACCUGUGCGGCGAUGGAGGGCCGGCUGUGAAUGCCAGACUUAGAUAUCCCAAAGGUAUUGCUAUCAACAAGGAUGGCAUCAUUUAUGUGGCUGAUGGCCCUAACAUAAGAAAGAUUACCCCUGAUGGUAUCAUAACUACACUUAUAGGCACGCAGGAUCAGCCUAGAGAAUGGACUCCCACACCCUGUGAUGAUAUAUUGUCAGCUGAGAAAAUUUCACUCAAGUGGCCAACUUCUUUGAGUAUUAACCCCCUUGAUGACUCACUGCACAUCCUUGACCUUGCUAUUGUGUUCAAAUUGACUAGUGAUUUUAAGUUGGUCACAGUGGCUGGUCGCCCGGCACACUGCCCUCCUAGACUCUCCUCCUUCCUUCCUGUAGGGGUGCUGAGUGAUGACGAACAGGCUUCCAACGUGGCAAACCACGUGACUCUGGUUUCACCCAAGAGCAUCACCUUUGGCCCUCACGGCGACCUGUACAUUGUAGAGAGUGACACCCACCACAUCAACAGAGUUAGAGUUGUCAGCACUGAUGGCAGAAUACAUCACUUUGCUGGGGCCAAGAGUAAAUGUGAUUGUAAACAGGAACAAAACUGUGCCUGUUUCAACCCUAGAGAAACAAUGGCAGCUCAGGCCUUGUUCAGUGACCCUACUUGUGUCACUGUCACCCCAGAUGGUGUUCUUCACUUAGCUGACGUGGGCAACCUCCGAGUUUUUUCUGUGGUCUCUGAACUGCCUGUGCUGCGUGACGGGGCAUUUGAGGUUCUGGCCCCAGAGACACAAGAGCUGUACGUUUUUAACAAGAACGGGCAGCAUCAGCAGACCAUCAACAUACACACUGGGCAGUAUGUUUACAACUUCACAUAUAACGUCCUGUCCUCGUACGGAAAACUGGUCACAGUCACCGACACUGCUCUGAAUAAGAUUGCCAUCAACAGGACUGGUGAGUCCCAUGCCUCCGAGCUCAUUCUGCCCUCUGGUGGGAGGUGCCAUCUGACCAUGGACAACAGGCACCGGCUCCACAGGUACAAGUCUACCAACAAUGCCAGCACAGUCUUCACCUACACCCUCAAUACAGGGCUCUUGGAGUCCAAGCAGGACAGUGAUGGCCUGAUGUUUUUCUACCAUUACGAUGACACUGGCAGGCUCCUGACCAUCCGCCAGCCAACUGGGCAGAUAACCACAUUGACUACGGACAUCAAUACCACCGGUUCCAUUGUUCGUGUGGCAACUGGUACGAGCCACGUCAGCGCCAUGGCUACCUAUGGAAGCGUGCAAUCAGUCAUGCAUGGUGCUACACAGACCAAAGUGACCUACCUGCCAGACGGAGCAGUGGUUGUACUGUUCCCCAGCAAUUUGACAGUGGCCAUUGAAGCUGGCAGCCAUCCGAUCAUGGAAAAUGACAACCGCAUGCACUACAAGAGGAAAAUUGUCAUACCUGGGCCCAUAGCCCACCGGCUAGAGUGGAGGUACUACCUGCGGAGAAGCAAACGCAAUCGGUCUUCUAGAAUUAAGGAGAAAUCAGAUCAGAGCUUGCGCCACCUUGUGUAUGGUUCACUCGGAGGAGAGGGCAGAGAUAAAGCUCUUCUGAUAAAUGGAGAGAACUUACUGACGGUAGAGUAUGACAGAAGAACACACACAGAGAGUGUCCUGGACAAAAGCAUGAGGGAUGUCAUCACUGUGGUCUACAACUCUGCCGGCCUGCCUGUCCAGUUUAUCCCAGCCUCGUCCCACCACUCUCUCAACAUCACCUACAACGCCUAUGGGGAUAUCUUGGAGUGGCAGUAUGGGGAGCUGAUAGAGCAGAGAGAGUACAACAGCCCUGGUCUGAUCAUACAGAGAACAUUCAAACCAGGUGGCACUCAGUACAGAUACUUUUACAGGAACAGUUCCAAUAAGCCUACAGAUAUAUUCUUACCUAGUGGCAAGCAGUACUUGUUUAAACACGACAGGCAUGGUAACCUCCGCUGUGUGGUGACACCAGUGCUUGGACAACACCACUUCAACACUUUGUUGACUCUUGGCCUUAGACGCUUCCUGUACACUGCCCCUGGAUUCACCUUGCCUUACAUUGAAGACUAUGAUGCCAUGGGAAAACUGAUGCAGAUUAUCUACCCAAGUGAGCAGCGCCGUAUACUCCAUCGCUACAAUGAAAUGGGUCAAAGAUACCUAACCAUGUUUGACCAGACUCAGAUUGAAUUUGGCUACCAUCCAGAGGUUCUCCACCUGUCCCAAGCCACACUGACUGCACGCGGUUACUCCAACAAACUCACCUUCGGCUUUUUCAGUGCGUUAGUUCAUGAAGCUGUCGUCCUGUUCCCUCAGGACGCCAGUCUGGUUGGAGCCACCAUGCGAUUCAAUUACGACAAUUAUUUUCGACAGGUUGAGACCCUGCUGACUCUGUCUAAUAACAUCAGCAGCUACUCCAAUGGAUCAUACAGUAAGGACAAUGGCAAGCUAUCUCAGAUUGCAGGCAUCAACAUAGAAUGGCUGAGCGAUGCGAAACAAAUUUUAUCAGACUCCCAAAUGUCCCUGACUAGAGAAUAUGAUGGCUAUGGCAAGCUGGUCAACUAUGAAAUUAAGUUUGGCGGAGAGGUGAAGUUUGAACUGGAGGUCAACUACGACAAGCUGGGCAGGGUACAUGAGUGGAAGCGGAGAGUGGACACUUGGAAAGAGCUGACGGUGGAGUACAUUUAUGACGUGGACAGUCAUGUAACAGACGUUCUCAUUCAAGGUAAAAUGGCCUGGGAGUUUGGCUACGAUGCUGAUGGAAAUAUCAAGAAAAUCACGUCUCAGGGUUCAACUCGACUGAUGGAGUUUGAUGUUGGGGAUAAGAUAACCAUGAUGGGUGGCAUGGGUUACAAGUUUGAUUCGGAUGGCCUCAUGGCUCUGAGAGGCUUGGACCAUGUCAACUUCAACUCUGCAGGUCAGCUGACAGCUGUUACACGUCAUGGCCUAUUUAAGUUCUCCUACUUUUAUGAUGCCUUGGGACGUCUUGCAGUUCAGAGAGAUCGCUAUGGCAGAAUCCUACAGUUCUUCUACAGUGACAUCAAGUCGAAGACAGCUAUUACUCAUGUCUAUAAUCACACAACAGGAGAGCUAACUCAAUACUUCAGAGACAGCGAUGGAGCUUUGAUAGCCCUGCAACGAUCUGGCCGCAUCUAUUACAUUGUAGUAGAUCCCAACAAGACUCCACUAGCCGUAUUUGACAAAGACGGUCACGCAGUCAAACAUAUUGGCUACAGUCCCCUAGGAAUAAAAGAAGUGGAUUCAAACCCAGACUUCGACUUGGCUUUUGGCUUCCAGGGUGGCCUGUACAACCCUAUCACCCAACUGGUUCACUUCCAUGAGAGAGUGUAUGAUGCUAACCUUGGCAGAUAUCUCACACCUGAUUACUACCAAGUCUUCAAAAAGCUGGACACUGUUGCAGAAAACCCUGAAAUUCUAAAUCUUUAUGGACAUAGAUUCCUUGUUAAUAGUCAUCUUCAAAAAUGGCUGUACCCUCGUUUAAGUAUGUCAGAGUGGUUAAAUGUGCUAGGUUUUGACAUUCAGUCCAUGGCCCCAGAGGUAACAUACACUGGCUACUUCAAACCGGAAUGCCAGGAGUCUAACUUUCAGUUGCUGCCUGCCUCUUCAGCUUUCGAGUGCACCUUCAAACGAGACAUGCAGAAUUUAUUAACCAUCUCCACUGUGCCUCAGUCCAAGGUAACACCGUUGCAACAUUUGAAUCGGGAGACACCUGCUCCACUAUCCUCCAUCUUUGGCCAUGGAGUCACCAUUUCGAAUGUUGAGGGAAAAACUGUGGUCAAUAUUGUGGAAACGGCUCAGUCUUGGGCCAGAAAUCUGGCCACAGUAUUAUUAAACGGCUCACAUAUUCUGCCGCUGCACUUCACGAUCAAUGGUAGAGAUGUACACUACUUUGUUAAAACUAAUUCCAGGGAAGCUGAGGAUGAUUUAAGAGAGCUGGGAAUACACAGUGACCUGGUCACCUAUGAGACAGGGAUUAAUGUCUCCAUACACCACAACCAACCCAGCCAUGGAUACAGCGUGACCAAUCAUGAGAAGGACAUACGUAUCCAUGGGAACCACACAGUGCUGAACAUCCGGUACGGCACUACGCCAGACAGAGAGAUUCGGCGCAUCCUGCGCCAUGCCAAGGACCGGGCUGUGGCCCAUGCAUGGUCUAGGGAGAGGUACCUGCUGCAGUACAGCCUGCCCUCCGUGUACCACUGGUCUGAGUCCGAGAUGCAACAGAUUCAGUCGGCGGGCAGGGUGAAUGGCUACGUGGCUGACUACAUCCACCAGCCUGACCAAUUCCCAGAGCUUUCUGACGACUGCAACAACAUCAGGUUUGUGGCAGAGGUACCCUGAACUCCACCACAUCAUCAUUUCAUUGACUCACUGGUCAGCAUGACUACUUCCUUUUUAGUCCCAAAAACCUGACCACUUGAUCAACAGCUUCUGUACAUACAACACAUUUGUUAGAGUUCUUUCCCUUCUUUCUCUGCUGUCACAGAGUUUCAUCAGAUCCUGUGAUACUGUUUGACUCUAACAUUAGUCAGCAAGUGAUGUUCAUCUGAUUACAAGAUUCACUCUAAAUGGACAACUAAUGCAGUCAUGAACUAAGAACAUUAGGAAUCAGCUUUUUGAAAUCCUUUCAUUACUCUUACUUUGCCAACAUGCUAGACACUUCAAAGUAUCUUUUUUUCGUUUUGUACUAUAUUUUUUUUCAUAAUUGUGUAAGCCAUUUUGUAUUGACCAUGUAAAGACCUAUUGUUUUAAAAUAUACUCUGUUUGAUAACAUUUUUACAAGAAUUGAAUUCCUAGACAAUUUUUUUACCACCAAUCUUACGCCGAGUGCAAUACUUCAUUUUCUUUUAUCAUGAUGCAAUAGUUUUUAAAUUCUAUUGCUAAACUAGAACUCUCUAGGCUUGCCAACAUUUGUAUUUCAUAUAACACCCUUGGAGACAGAUUUUUAGUACUAACUAGGGAACAAAAGACUUGCCAACUAUUAAUGAAUUUAGUAGCUAAAAUUAUCGUUUAAUGUCAGAAAGAGAAUUUAAAUAGAUGUGUGUUUAUAAAUUAAUUGGAAGAUCACUCAAAAAGAUGCAUUUGCUGAACAUGGUUAUGAAUUAGUUGGUGAAAUGUAUUUAUUCAGUUGGUUAUCCUUGUUGGUGAAUUGAUACAUUUUGAGUUGGCUCUAAAGUUUAAACUGACAUUGGCCAUAUUGAACUGUGAAUAGAUAUAGAUAUUUAUUUUAUUAGCACAUAAAGCAAUGGUUUAACCCUCUGCUUUAUAUCUAUGGAUAUACCAUAAUUCUAUAAAUCUAUUUAUUUGAUUGGGGAAUUUGUUUCUGAACAUGAAAAUAAAAAACAGCCAAGUUAUAUUUUAAUAGUUCUUAAAUUUGCAUAAUUGGUAUUAGAAACAUAUUUGAAUUGUAUUGUUUCUGUUUCAAUGUGUGUGUGGGGAAAGUCAAGACUCAUGGGAAACAUUUUCAUGUUGAUAUUUUUCAUUUGGAAUAAAUUCAUAUCUUCUGUAGCCUUCUGUUACCUUGGGCAGCGUUGAAUACAACCUUCCCCCCAGGAUGUGAAUGCUCAGGCCUGUGUGGCUCGCUGCACUCCUUUAAGAGCCAUGAAUCACAGAUUGGUUAUGUUUCACAUUUGUUGUAUUUAGAAUCAGAUGGAUGCUGUUGGUUUUCUUUUGUUUCAUGUCUUCUGCUUCAAGUUUUAUACAUUUUUGUUUUUUUUUAAAACCAAACAAAUAUGCACAAGUCUUUUUUUUUUCUGCAUUAUGCACAUCUGCAAGUCACUCUAUGAAGAUAUGUUUUGUUAGUCUGUUUGUAGUGCAUGAUUUGCUGGAUUUUUUUUUUUUAAACAUUUUUAAACUAGUUUUUAUGUGUGUACAUAUUGUUGACCUAUAUAUUCAUAAUGUAUUUUUAUCUCCUGGCAUUUUUUUAAAACAGGAGACUAAUCUGUGCCAAUAUUUUUUGAUUUAGUCAUUUCAAAUCUGAUUCCUCAUCAUAGCUUGUUGUUUAUUCUUCUUACUGUUGGCUCUGCGUGUGAUUGUCUGGAGUUGUUUGAUUUGGAAAGAAAGCCAACCAGUAAUUGACAUCAUUUGGACUCGCUUCAUACACUAUCUAUAGAUAUGUAAGUCUAUAGAUUUAUUUUGACCAAACUGUGUAUAGUUCAUUUAAUUUUUUUUUCUUUUUGUGUUUUGUUUUUGCUGUUUUCAACAUAAUGACAACAGAAAAGUGGCCAAAACCUUAGAUGAACAUCUAUUGAAAAAAAAAAAACAGCAGGAAGGACGUGGCCAGAACCUAUUGUGGACACCCAUAAACCCAGAGGUUGAAACAGAAUGGGGCUGGUCCAAACAAAGUAAUUGUUAUCCUAGAAAUUGUCAUUUUUUAUUUGUUCUUUUAUGAAAAAAAUGCUUGACUUCUUUGUACAAACCUAAUAUACAUUGGACAACUUGAGUUCUUUGUACAAACCUAAUUUACAUUGGACAACUUGAAUUUUUUGUACAAACCUAAUUUACAUUGACUGAACACUUUGCCAUUGGAUUUUUUUGUUUGCAAUAUCCAGGGGACGGCUGAGUUUUAAAGAUAGGGAUUUUGGGUUUUUAGGCUGCCUCUAUUGAGUACCUGACAUGUGUUUGGAAGGAAAAGGCAGUUGGUCAUUGUGCUGGCCAGCCACAUGACCCCCUCAUUAACCAUAGAAACAGAUGAGCUUUACAUCAUCCCAUUAGGUUUUCAGAUCUAGUUGAUAUUUAAUAACACAAUGAUCACAAUUGUAAAACUCAUUUAAUGUCAUUAAAUCAAGCUGUUUUUUGGGACAGUUCUAGAAAUACAAACAAAAAGAAACUCUUGAAACCUGUGUGCAUUGAUCCUAGAUGUGUCACUGUUUGGUAUAGAGUACAUUUGAACUCUCUCAUAGAUAGUCCCACUGUGCACUGAUCUUGUUUGUUUUGCCCAUUACAUCAUUCUCAUUGCCCAUCAUUUAAUCAGAAACAUUCAUACAAGUUACAAGAAAUGAUCACAAUCCUAUUCAGAAACAGUGUGCACUUAUAAUACUCUAGAUGUAAUCCAUCUCUUUGUCUUGGAUUGCUUGAUUUAGAACAGAGAUUUUCAAAGGAUUUCAGAAAUACAUAUUCAAAAAUUGAUACUAUUGGCAUUAUUCUGUUUGGUGGAGAACCUCAGGUACACAUUGAGCUGUUAAUGUUGCAUGAAGCUAUAUCACUUUUGUGUCCCAUUAUUUUAUUCUUAUGUAGUGGCUCAAUAUUUGUCUUUGGGAUAAUUGCAAUACACUUGGUUUGGGUCCUGGUACAUAUCAAGUUAAUUUAUGAUUACUUUUUUAGCUAAGUUGCAAGUUUUGAACUUAUGAUCAAGUAAAGUGAGUGAUUUUAGUUGAAAGUGUUUCUCAAACUAGUCUACAAACUGGACCUUUGAUUAAAUAGGUCCAAAAAAAAAGUCAGAAUUCAGUUGUUAUAUUAAUCCUUGACAGGCUAAAGUUCAUUGCCAUUGCCCGGAGUAUUUAGUAGUAAUCAGACUUUGUAUGAAGUUUGAAAAUAUGUUAGAAUCCAAUAAUUGUGCAUGGGGGUCAAUAAAUGGCUUAAGUGCUCUCCAUUUACCAGCACAUAGAAGACAGCUUGUUGCUUUGCAUUGGGCUUUAAAAUUAUUGAUAUUUAACUGACAGUUUUGUAUUAAUUCAAACGAAAAUAAAAAUGAAUUAGACAAUGUCAAGUGCUGCCGUCAUUAGGCUUAGUGAACAUGUCAUCUGGCCCUUGGUAGACUUCAAUAGAAACCUGCCAAGGCUUAACAUGGAAGCAAUAUUUUUUUUAAUAGCGCACUAAAUAUGGUGGUGUUUUUUUUUUUAACAUUUUAGGAACUGACCUUCCCAUCAUUGAUUACCUAAAAUCUUGAAUUUCUAUAUUUCCAUGGAAAUAAUUUUUUUUAUGGAUAUAUUACAUAUGUGUGUGUAGCAUUGUGUAUUGAGAUGGAUAGAUCUGAACAAUGUAAAUGAUUCAUUGAUAUUUGAUUACCACAGAGUGCUAGUGAUUGUACAGUUGAUACUUCAGGCUGUACCUAUCAUGCUAAAGUCACUAACUUUGGUCAGCCAUCAUUUGACCAAACGUUUUAUACAAGUCAUUGUGGCCAGUUUGGAUUCAUCUUUUGUUUGUUUUAUUUCAUUUUUAAGUUAUAUCCUAUUGACUGCAUUUAAUUACAGAUAUUUUGGUUUAAUGUCUAUGGUGAAAUUCUACAGUGUGUAUGAAUUUUGUUACAUUUAAGUCUAAAACUUUGUUACUGACAGUGUUGUGUAUGUGUUUUGGUAGUUUGAGAGAUUUAUAUUGAGGGUUUGAGUACUAUGAGAUGUCUGAUUGCAGUGCAUGAUUGAAGUGGGACUUUAUCAAAUCUGCUGUACUGAAUGUCUGAUCUUGUUAACUGUGAAUAAACAAUAAAGGUCUUGAAGUUGUGUGUCACAGUCUCAUUUGUUCAAUGGAAUUAUUUUAAUCAGUGACCUUGAAAAUUUUCAACUCUUUCCAGGUAGCUCUUUAGUACUAGCAUGAAGGAUUAUUUUAUUUUCUUAAAUUCAUGAUUACACACACUUUGCUGUUUGAUUGUCAUGUAAUGUAUUUCCUUGAAGUGAAUACAAAGUUUGCAUUUGGUUGUUUAUGAGAACUGAAGGAAGAAGUCAGUUUCAGUAUGUGUUUCUGUCCCUUUAAUUGUAUAAAUAACAGGAAAUCAUAUCAUAGAAUGUAUGUAUUUAUUUAUGUACAUCCAACUAACAUGUUUAUAUCCAAAAUACUUGACUUAAGAAAUUUAUAAUGUAAUAAAAGCUAGGUUACGUUUCUAUUUGUUUGUAAGAAAAUAUCUGGAUUGAUUUCCUCUCCCGUUUACACAGAUGAAAUAGUGUGAUGUUGAACCACACAGACACAUCAUCUGGCACAGUCACUCUCACACUGGGGGGAGGGGGGGACAUGUUUCUGUAUUCAUGAAUCCAUUGCUAAGAAUCACAUAGCUUUCUCUACACUUUUUUUUCUUCACUACUCAAGCUGUGUAUAUAUUUUGGUGUGUACAAUUUGUUCCAAAAUGUGUGUGUGUGUUAUUCAAAAUGUGUACAUGUUUGUAAUGUGAUUAAAGAUGCCAUUUCAAUAGUAAGAAUUGCAACACUGUUCAAAAUUUCACACCAAAUGUUGAUUUUUGUUGCUUGCACUUUUGAUUCAAUUUCAGUAUCUGGUUUCCAAUUUAUUUCCCUUGUUCUCUGUAGUAGGCUACAUUUGUAUCAUGUUUGAUUUCCUCCAGUUUUUAACAGCUUAAAGCUUUGAAUGAUUACAUUUGACCAGCCGGGUCACUUCUUAUUUCUUCUUGUCAUUACUGAGACUUCAAUUUGUCUAAAAGGAUCUUGAUCUUAAAGAUCUUGAUCUUUCCUUGUUGAAGAUGAACUGAGAGUUGGACACAUGUGAAUGAAAUGGCAAGAGACUGGAUGAUUACUUCAAGUUAUAUUACUUUGUUUAUUGGCUUUACAUUGGCGCUUACUCAAAUUUGAUCAAAAAGGAACUCAUUACAUGUUAAAAUAAACUAAAUGAACCAUUAAACCAGUUUUAUUCUGGUAUUCAUAUGACUUGUUUCAUGUUAAACCUAGAAUAUAUUGUUGUUUUUUUUUUGUUUCUAUAAACUUACACCUACAUUAAUUAAGCAGUAUAUUUGUCACAGGUCAUUUACUUAAUGUACAUGCAUCCUUGAAUGGUAACUAAUCAAAACAGUAUUUAAACCAAGUACCAAGACUAAAGGAAAUUUUAAUUUGUUUAUCAACUUCAUUCAUCUAGUCCAUUUGACUGUGGAUGAUUCAUUUCUUUUUAGUUUGACUUAUGCAUUGGACCCAAUAAGAACUGUACUUAAAUAAAAUUACAUUGCUUUACCCUAUUGACAAUGUUACUGAUUCAAAACAUCUUGAAAAGAAGAGUUACUUACCUUAUAAAUAUCAGUUGCCAAAUCACAUGUAAAAUAGAUGUAAUAUUAAUUUUGUUUGUUUCUAGAGUGAACUAAAAAUCUGGUGACAUAAUCAAAAGUUGUGCCAACACACAGUAUUUUUGUGAACACAAAACAAAGUAUGUUUGUCAUGUUCAACUUGUAUUCUUCUGGUUUGAUUGAAUGCUACGUAAUCUUGGGCCACACUCCCAGGGGUGAGAUAGCAAAGUUUCCUGAGUUUCACUUUAUGACUGUACUGUGCAUUAUUUGGCUUUCUGAACUGGAAAAAUUUUCAUUGUGAUUUAAUUUGUUUCGUUUAUACAUCACCCCCCUAGUUUGUUUCUUAUCUUUAUGUUUGAUUCUUUUGUCAUGAAAUUUUGAACAACUUUAUGACAUGCAAUAUUUAUCAACAAAAUGCAAUGUUUUAUUUUAUUUUUUUGUUUCUUUCUGAUAUUUUUAAUGUCAUAAAUGAAUUCAUUAUAAACCUCA